Messenger RNA from Venturia canescens, 2236 nucleotides. RefSeq names its product BTB and MATH domain-containing protein 43-like. Gene Ontology annotation, cellular component: cytoplasm. Lineage: Eukaryota; Metazoa; Arthropoda; Insecta; Hymenoptera; Ichneumonidae. Gene Ontology annotation, biological process: proteasome-mediated ubiquitin-dependent protein catabolic process; regulation of proteolysis. The record is from RefSeq and is a predicted model, not a curated record. The coding region runs from base 509 to 1555 and encodes 348 amino acids. The transcript has 3 exons. Gene Ontology annotation, molecular function: ubiquitin protein ligase binding.
AACGAACUCGUCUCUCUCGUGUAAAUUUAUUCCAUAAAAAAAUUUAUAUUUUUAUUCCGCAGUUAUGAAAAAUACUUACUGUUGAUGCAUGCAUCGAAUAAUCUUGGGUUAUUCAAUCAAAAAAUGAAAAAAGCCAAUUAUUACAUGUCAUUUAUGAAAAAAUACAUUUUUUUCAUAAUUCUUUUAGCAAGUUUCGAUACGAGUUGUGGUCAGUGUCUUGUAUUCCACAACAAAGAUCGAAAACUCAUUGCUGACGUGCGUGGUCACAUUUAUCGACGAGAUCUAUGUGAAUUAACGGAAUCAAAGAAGUCGUUGAGUCGUCAUUAUGUUCUAGCAGUUAUUUUCUCAACUGUUCUUACAAGAACUUGAUCAGUAGGAUUGCAUCAUUCGCCACUGAGUAUAUUGAUUGCUAAAACACGUGAUCACUCCUUGCAGUGAAAAAUAUAAAAAGUAAAGAAACCUGAAACACGAAAUAUAAUCUUCAAGUCAACAUUGACCCACAGAUAAAAUGAUUUCGCAUCGGUUUACGGCGUGUGCGAACGAGCCGGAAUAUUUAGGACACUCUACAGAAAUAGAAGCAAACAAGCAAUACAUCACUCGAGUUACAUGGAUUACAUGGAUUUUGCAUAAUUGGUCUCUGCUGUAUGACGAGACAUAUUCUCAAGGAUUGUUAUCUGAUUCCUUCUCUCUUGAGGGAAUGGAUGAGUGUACUUGCCAGUUGUCCUUCAAAUCGAAGAAUCGCAAAAAUGUUCUAGCUAUUGAGUUUUCAGAUUCUUCACAUUUUUUGGCAAUGAAUAUUCAGAUUUUUAUCAAUGGACGAGAAAAAUUUGAGAGUAGUUAUUUGCAACCAGUUCCAAAGAUUAUAUAUCCCCCAGGGCUUGAGAUAUCACCUGGACAAAAAAAAAAUAUUCAUCUUUUUGAAGACAAAUUAUUUUUUCAUAGAGAUGCAACGAACAAAAUCACAGGGAGGUUUUCUAUCUCCAAAAUUCCCAAAUUUCAAAUCUUGCCCCAUCAAAUAUCGACAAUGGAAGUUAUACGGAGCAUGAAAGCUUUAUAUGAGAAAAAGACACUGAGCGAUGUAACUUUCGUCAUCGAUGAUAAAGAAUUACCUGCUCAUAAAGCUGUCCUCGCGGUACGGAGCGAAGUUUUUGAAGCAAUGUUUUUAAGCGAAAUGAAAGAGAAAGAUACGAGCAGAGUCGAAAUUGUUGACGCAAAAGCUGAAAUCUUUGAGGAAUUUCUCAAGUAUUUGUACACUGGGGAAUUGAAUGAUUUGAAAAAUAAGGUUGGAGAAAUGUUGUUUUUGGCAGACAAAUAUCAGGUUUGCAAGUUGAAAGAAAUGUGUGAAAAUUGUAUGUUGAGAGACGUCUGUGAAAAAAAUGUUGCACAGUACCUUCUCUUUGCGGAUAAGCAUUGUUGCGUCACAUUGAAGAAAAAAGCUCUUGACAUUCUUCAAAAUAGUGUCGAUGCUAUGAGACGAGUAAUUAUGAGUGAAAAUCCCGAAGCUUUAAAGAUUUUGAAAGAGGCGAUCGCCAAAGACAGUUUUCUCAAGGAGUAAAUUCUCAAUGGAAACGACUGAAUACAUUUUUUUCUUUAUUUUAUAAUUGAAAACAAAAAAUAUGCGCUGCAAAUUUGAAAAAAGACGCAUAAUAAAAAUGAGGGAUGCUUCCCACGAGAAAUGCGUGUAUCUAUUUCUGGAAACGCGAAAUUAUCGUCGCAUUCCAUUUUUUUUAAUGAUUCCAACAGUACUGUAUUUUUUUUUCUUUUUUCAUUUUUAUAGCUGUGCGGUUCAUUGUAUAUGAGAUAAAAACCGUAUAAGAAAGCUUCUAUUCGAAUGAGACUUGACUGUUUUUGCACCUUUUUAUUUUAUUUUUUAUUCACUUUAUUUUUUUUCAUCGAUCUAUGUGCUGUAGUCUAAUUUUGAUCACUCUAAUGUAUUAAAUUGAGUAAGCUAAAGCGAAACGAAUAAUAAUAGCCUAAGUUUAUUUCUCAUUGCCAGCUGUAUGUUCCGAUAAAUGAUACACCUUAUUUUACAGAUAAUUUUUAAUAAAAUAUUGCAAGAAUGUAAUCUUUUUUUGUUAAGGUGUCCAUGUAUAUAUAAGUACAAGCAAUUGGACCAUGUUCUAACUUGAUGUAUUGUGAAAAAAACAAUUUCAACCAUGCUUGUCUGAAGAGCAACAGAAUCCUGUAGAAAACAAAAAAAUAUUUGUGAUCCUGUUGAAUAAACUUAAGAAAUGUU